CACCACGUCAUUGGUCUUUUUCAUGCAUAUCAAACUUUCUCGUGAAAAGUCUCUGACAAAGCUGAUUGAUUCUACAUCAUCGUGUAAAUAUUUGCAUGUACAGUAAGAGUCAUUCAUCACAAGGCGCAUCAUCUAUUUUCUCAUUCUCAAGAUUCUUUCAUAAGAUUAUCUCGGUAUAGAUUCCCAAUUGAUGUUUCCGCAUUACCUAUUUAUUAUAAAUUGUUGGUUGUUUGCUGAUUAUGAAAGAGUAGAAAUUACAAUUUGAUUUGUAUAUUUACUUUUUCGGUUUCUAUAUACCUACUAGUACAUGCUUUCUCUUCUGCGAAUAUCAAUAAGACCACCGACAUCUCAACCUAAGAAAACAAACCCCCAACCACGCAACCACACAUCAAAAUGGCAAUAACCCUCCACCUCAUCCGCCACGCCCAAGGUUUCCACAACCUCAGCACAAAAAACCACUCGAUGCCCGACCCCCUGCUCACCCCGACAGGAAAAUCCCAAUGCGAAACCCUCUCCCGAACCUUCCCUCCAGAAACAAUAACCCAUCUCAUCGCCUCCCCACUCCGCCGCACCCUCUACACAGCCCUCUAUUCCUUCCCUACCUUCAUCGCCUCGGGCUCCAAAGUAGUCGCUCUCCCCGAACUCCAGGAAACUUCCACUCUACCCUGCGACACGGGCUCUGAACCUGUCGCGCUCGCGGAGGAGUUUGCAGGGAGUGUGGAUUUGGAAUUGGUGACUGAGGGGUGGAAUAGUAAAGUAGGGAGAUGGGAUGCCAAUGCGCCUGCGAUUGAGAAGCGCGCGCGGGAAGCGCGCACUUGGUUAAGGGAUUUAGGGAUCAAGGCUGAGGAAUCCGGAGUCUCGAAUGUUAAUAUUGUGGUUGUGACGCAUGGGGGGUUUUUGCAUUAUUUAUCUGAUGAUGUAAGUCUUGUGUAUACAUAUAAGAAAACCUUUUACUAUUUUCUCAUCUCUCAUCUCUCAUUUCCCCCAUCUCUCUCUACUCCAUCCCAAUCCCACAUUUCCUUCCCCACACGGAAAUUAUCACUAACACCCUCCUCCCCUCCAAAUAGUGGGAAGACUCCACCCUCUUCGUCGGAACCGGCUGGUCCAAUACCGAAUUCCGCUCGUAUACGUUCCGGGACGCGGAGUACAGUGAUGUUAAUGCAUCGAUUGAAGAAACGAGAGAAAGUAGAGACAGGAGAAAGGGAAGUGAAAAAUCUCUCUCGCUGGAGGAACAGAGGAAUUUGAAAUUGGCGGCUGAGAAUGGAUGGCAGAAGGAUGGGUUUCAGCAGAAGGUUUUGAAGGGGGUGGAGAAGGAGGAAGAGGGGGAGGAGAGGGUAAAGGAGGUGGAGGUUAUUGCUUAGUAUGUGUGGUUGGGUAGAUUGAUGUAUUGGGAGGGGGAAUGAGGGGUGAGAUGGAUGAUGGGGUUUAUACACGA
This is a messenger RNA of Sclerotinia trifoliorum, 1435 nucleotides long. Lineage: Eukaryota; Fungi; Ascomycota; Leotiomycetes; Helotiales; Sclerotiniaceae. The record is from the annotation of a GenBank genome assembly.